AUGAAAGUUUUUCCAUAUUUUGGUCCGCUUCUUUUGUUAUGUCUCACACGGGAAAUACUCCACGUAACUUGUAAGACGAAGACGCAGAAGAGGUACGAUCAUGUAAAGCGGUUGAGAAACGAUUCGGUUUCAUAUUCACAGAGAACAAAGGAUGUCUUACAAAAUCAUUCCAAACGGAAAAAGAUUCCACAUGGUAAUAAUCAAGAAGGUCCCUUUUCUGAUGGCCCACAGAAGGGACUACGAAUAUUUAAGACGAACUUUACUAUUCAUAACAAACCCGAUGUACACAUAAUUGGCAAAGCUGGUUAUAAAUCAACAAAACCGUCUGCUAAGGACAGGGCAAACAGCGCUAGGAGCGACACGACACAGAAUCAUCUAGUAAAUAAAAUUUCAAAUUUCAAACCGGAUAAAAGAACAAAACCUAACGAUGCGCAUGCGAAGAAAAAUGCCAAGAAGAAAACGAUGGUUAAGAAAUAUUCUUUGUUUCAAUCCACGAAUCCAGUGCAGUCAGACUCAGAAUAUCAACCAAUCAUGGGAGGUGGGCAAGAUUUUGUAAUGGGAAACGAUCAACAAGGAGACGUUAGAGAUCAAGGAUUCUCCCUGGAGGGACAGCAACAACAGGCAAUGAUAAGUGAGACAAAUCCGUUAUCACAAUAUGAUACGGGACAGGACGGACAGGGACAGGAUGCUGCAGGAUAUCAACAGGAGAACAACCAGCCAUCUACUGCGAACUUUGCGGACAGCAAUUAUAACGAAGAUGCUGGUGAACGGGAUGGAGGACAACUUUCAAGUCUUGGCCAAGCGAUUCAGUUCCAGCAGGCAGGGUAUUCUCAACAACCUCAAGAACAAGAACAGGACGAGGAGAGCAUGAGCCAAGACAGCCAAGGCGGGGAGCUAGCGGGCCAGGGAAGCCAGUUGAUGGACGCCGGACAACUACAAUAUCAAGGCGAACAGGCUGGUCAAGGACAAGAUCAAGGUGCUCAGGAACAGGGCGAUCAAGAGCAAAGCGAUCAAGAUCAAACUGUAAGUCACAACGGUUUUGAGCAAGCCAGUUUUCAACAACAAGAGCCGCAGGAGGACGAGCAGCAGCAGCAAUCACAAGGCUUCGAACAGCAACAGCAACCACAAGACUUCGAACAGCAACAGCAGCAACAAGAUCAAACACAGGAAUUUCAACAACAACAAGAGGGGCCACAGCAACAACAAAGUGACGACCAACAAGGUCCAGAAGGAAUACCUACGGAGUCACAAGGACUUGCGGGUUCACCGAACUCGUACGAAAGCUUGCUUGGUGCAGACGGCCGACAAACUGGAGAUUCAGGGCAACUAGGGCAGGGAGCAGUCAGUUACGCGAGCGAACAGUCCCUUGGAGGUAGCAAUAAGAUGGCUCCUCCACCUGGAAUUCAAUAUGCAUCUUCAAUAGAAGAGGCACUCAAGGAACCAUCUGAGCCAACACAACAAUCACAGGAAUUCAAUAGUCAAGAAGGAGAUGGCCAAGGAGGUCAGAGUACAAAUGCCGGAGCUACUGCUAUCAAUAUUGGUCCAGAGACAGAAGCAAAAGAGGGAGGCAAUAAUGGUUUAAUGGGAGUAGGAGCUAUAAGUGCCCCAGGUGGGUAUCAAACCUCUACUGUCGAUGACAAUGGCAACCCCAUUAAUCCUGAGACUGAGAACGGUAUUAAUGGGUAUGCUUCAAUGAACAGCCAAGCCACAAACGGCGAGACGAAUCAGUAUGAGGAAAAUGCACAGCCGCAAAGUUCCCCUUCAGAAAAUCAAAAUGGGCUCGGCGUUCCUCAAGAGCAAUUUCUAGCGCCAGGCGCUGAGCCCAAAGUUCCUCCCCUUGAAGAUGACGUUUACAAGAUUAUCAACAUUGCAAACAAAAAUGGCCCGACGGCAGGUAAGUAUUGUUUAAGUUGUUUUCAUUAAUGUAGAAAAAAUCAUACUCUGGGUAAGAGCUUCUUAAAAUAAAGAAACUAAACAUGUAAGAGGGAAGGGAGAACGUAGUAAUUCUGUUACUCACUUGCAUUUGUAAACGAAGAAUGUCACUUUGUUUUUCUCAAUUAGGUAUCAAGGCUGCUAUGUAUUUAUACCCGUUGUUGAGUCUUUAUGUUUGUUCGCUCUUUAAAAUUUCCAAGAACAUAAUGCUUUAAAGUAAACUUUCGCUGUUCGCAAACGCUUGGCUAUAUAAACUAUAUCCAGAAGAAAAGAACUAUUAUUAUAAGUUAAGGGGGACACGGAAUAAUUGUAAGCGCUAUAGUAAACAGUAAAUCUGAUAAAUUAGAAAAAAAAACACUAAAAAUAAUAAGAGGAAAGGUAAAGAUAAAGGUUAUGUUAACCUAAAGUAAUUCAGUUAUUCAUUUACAAAAAGACCUUUCGUACUCCCAAAGCAGCAAUAUUCAGCUGAAGACAUCUUUAAAAAAUUAGCAAUGACGAAGUCAGACAAAAUACGCACAAAACAAACAACCAUAGUUCAAAGACCUGACCACAUUGCAAAAGUAAAGCAAUCUGCAUUUCAAACUGGAGCAUAAUGACAAGCUAUGCCAUAUAGAAGAAUUAGGAUCACUAUAAAUAGAUUACAGAAAUCUUGCAUUGAGUUUUCUUUUGUGCAUGUACAGUAAAGGGAUGUAAAGGAUGCCCUCCCCAUGCAAGGUGUAUAGACAAGGUCUGCAUUAUCAAUGAUGACCAGCCUUUGGCCCAUAUUCUGUCCGCUCUCUCUGGUCCGGAAUCAGGUAUAUGUUUUAAGAGUAAAGAGCCGUUUUAACGGGUCCAUAAGGCUGUCCAAUAUCAUCCAACAUUGCUGGACGAUGUUGGAUCUGUUUGAAUAGACCCAGAAAAGUUAACCCAUUCAACUAAUCAAGCAGACCUAAAUAGCAUCUAACACUGUCCAACAAGGUGUUCAAUGGUUAUCCAAUAUCAUCCAGCAUUGCUGGAAGGUGUUGGAUCUAUUUGAACAGCCCAGAAGUUUUAGCCCAUUUGACUGAUUAAACAUAAUUGAAUAGCAUUAUCCAACACUGUCCAACAAGGUUCUCAGUACGUCGAUGAUGAGAAGACAACUGUCACUAAAUGAAUGGUUUUAGUUGAACACGAUUUCAUUCAGAUACAAAGUAAAUUGAACUUUUUAACCUAAGAUAGCUCUUUUCUUGCGAUGCACAAAAUAUUUUUUAAAUGGGACAAGAUACAGUACUCAGAGAUUUGACGAGUUUCUGUAACCUAUACAGCAUCAUACAUAGGCUAGAGACCGUGUUCUACACUUCAAAUCCGCUUUACCCCCACUCUCUAAAUUAACGCUGCAUUGCACUUUUUCCUAACGCUUGUAAAUUAAGCUUUUAACAUUAACAUAAAUUAAGCAGGCUGCAGCUUAUUUUUUAGCCAAUAAUUAUACAAAUGUAUGAGAGGUGCGUGAAUGUUGGUUUGCCGAUCAUUAAAACGAUCUUUUUUUUUACCUGGACUUAAAAAAAAAUGUGUUAUCAAGUAGUACUUACAGAAAGGCUAUCAAUAACCUUCAAAAAAAAGAAUAAUCAAUCAAACCCAUCCAUCAGCCUUUUGAUGAAAUAAUGUUACAAAUAUUACAAUAAACACCAACGUGGAUGGAGGCCAUUUUCUCUUGACAAAAUAAGUAACGUUUGGUAAUUAUUCCCUUUUAGAACACGUUUCUGUUUCAGAUGAAGAGUCAUCGCCGAGUGCAUGCAAAGACGAAUGCCAUUAUAACGCUAAAUGUAUUAACAGAGAGUGCAUGUGUAAGGCAGGAUACACCGGGGAUGGAUUGGAUUGUCGCCGUAAGUACAGUCAGACCUCUCGUAAGAGGACAAUCUUGCGACAAGGAAACAACGAAGCAGUGGUUCCUUUCGUAAAUGGUCAUUGCCAUUUUUGGGACACUUAAAAAGUUUUUGACAUGUUAUUGAGAAUGUUCCUUUUUUAAAAAAGAAAAAAAAAUCGCACCCCAGGGUCGAACUCGGAUCUUUCGUACAGUAAUCUCUCUCCCUUACCACUAGUGUAUUACACACCGAUCCGCCAAAAUCCCGAAAAACUUAAGUACAUAAACUAGCAAACUGUCUUUCUUGACAGUUACAUCAAUAACAGGUUACCCUAGCCCUUUCCAUAACUUUUAACGAAAAUUCAACUUGGGCUUCAAGGUUGUUCUUUCAAAGACUAUUCAAAAACGUAUAAUUUCUCCUAUUUUAACUAAAUCCGGGGAAUAUAUUAUAUCUAUCAUGACUAAAGGCUCGGUUACCAAUGGUGGAAUCGACCGUUUAAAAUGGCAACGACCGUUCACGAAAGGGAAAUAGGCAGUGCCGAAACGUUAGAAGAAAGUGUUAGAAGAGGCGUUAUCUUCAGCGGAAAAAUGUACAGUUUGUAUGUCUCAGGUACCGUGUUCACGUACUGUUAGCAUCCACUUGUGUGCAUCUCAUAAAUCUAAACCGUUUUAGCUGAUGCCACAAAAAUCCACAAAACGCACAAAAGAAAGAGACUUUGGUAUUUACUUCCCUCGGAAAGGGGUUAACCCUUGCGGUCUGUAGGAAUGCGUGGUGGCAAAAGAUAGUUUUUGGACCUCUAAUUUGGAAAUUGGUUAUAGAUUUCAACCUUUUUGUUACGGAAUACGAUAAGAUUUUGUGCUGUCUGGCGCGUCCAUUACAGCGGGAGUUAAUUUCAGUCAAACGUCCGUAAUUUAUUUUUGCCCGGGAUUUAGGCGCUGUCCGAAUUAUCUGGGUGUCCGUUAUAACGGGGUGUCCGUAAGGCAAGAGUUGACUGUAACAGUUUUUUCUAUCUGUGUCUUCCACACUCACAGCUGAUACAUGCCUUCCCGGCUGCAAGCAACACGGAAAAUGCAUCAAAGGAUUUUGUGUAUGCGACCAUUCCCAUUACUUCAAUGGCUACGAGUGCGCACGUACGUCAAAUUUCAAUUUAUUUGACGCCUUAAGUCUCGUCUUCCAGGGUUCAUCCAGCAUUGCUGGACGGUGUUGGAUAUGUUUUAAUAGACCCGGAAAGUUUAACUCAUUCAACUGAUCGAACUAAACUGGAUAGCAUCGAAUACUGUCCAUCAAGGUGCUCAAUGGUUGUCCAAUAUCAUCCAGCAUUGCUGAAGGGUGUUGGAUCUGUUCGAAUAGACCCAGAAGAUUUAACCCAUUUAACUGAUCUAACAUGAUUGAAUUAUAGCAUCAAACACUGUCCAACAAGGUUUUCAAUGAGUCGAUGAUGAGAUAACUACUGUCACUAAAUGAAUGAUUUGAGUUGAACAAGAUUUUAUUCAGGUCAAUUUUUAACCUAAGAUAGCUCCUUUCUCGAGUUGCACAAAAGGUACCAGUUCAUUCCAGGGAUCACGCUAUGAUACACAUCAUGUGAGAUAAAAAUAGGGUGACAAGCUAGAUACAGCGUUGUUUCUCUUUCAAAUGUAAUUGUUCCAAGAUGUGACUUAAAAGUAAAAAGAUCCACAAAGCAAACGAAAUCUUCGUUUUAACCCUGCGAUAUUCUUCGUCACAUUUUUUUACAGUUUCGAACAAGUACAUGUAUGACUCAUUUACGCUUUGAACGAGCAAAAAUUUUGAUUUCUUAUAAGCAUAAAAUAAUGUUUCCUUUAUCAUUCUGUUAAAUGUUUAAUUUUUUGUUCCUGCGUUUGUUUGUUUGUUUUUUCUCUACCUGUUUUAUCCCCUUUAAGUAUAUGUCGUUGAAUGAAAACGUAAACAGUUUUCACUGACGUUUGCAUUUUCUUUUUCUCAAUUUCAGCAUACACGAUAACGCACAAGAACUGCCCCCUUCAGUGCUCAGCAACAUGCCAUGCAGGAUGUCCACCAAAUUGUUGCAAACAUCAUCCAGCUAUGAAGCUUCAUAAUAAUGAUGGUAAUCCCCAGCAAAUGACACCACAACCUAAUGGCCUUUCUUCAAAACCAAAAGUCAGCCCCCGUCCAACGGAAGUUGUUCUCAAACCUAUUGUUAAAGUGGGCGAAGCUCUAACAAACUUUGCAUCAGACUUUCAACAGCGUCCAGGCGAGUCCGACGCUGCUGGCCUCGAAGCCGUUACCGUGAAUGAUCCAGCAGGGGGAUUUGCAGUUUCAGACACAGACGCAAAACCUCUUCUAGGAGAGGAAGGCUGCCCUGGACAGUGUAAAUCUGAGUGCCGGGACACUUGCCCUGUAAGAUGCUGCUUAGGAAAGUGUCCUUUCAGCUGUGCGGAAAAAUGUGAGCCAUCAUGUCCAAAACCCUGUUGCUAUGUUGAUGGAACAAAAAAUCAAUUCCCAAUGAUGGAUCCCAAGAUACAAGAAACCUUUAUGAAAACAAUGGCAGAGAGAUUUUGUCCUCGCGCUUGCAGACCCAAAUGUGAUGCGAAAUGUCCGCCAAUUUGCUGUGAACGAAACUCUUCUUCGGCUACCUUAACAGAUGCAAACUUCCAGCACCUUAAAAGCGAGAGCAAAAAUGGUGCCGAUUUCUUCCGAAACGCAAUGAGCUGGUUUGGAAUGAUGAACUUUUUAAAUAUGAUGUACAGUAUGUACGGUAAUCUCUAUAGUCCGAAACAUAAGCAUUCCCCUUGGAAAUCAGAUGACCAUAAAUUGAAGACAGCCCAUCUCACAAAGUCCAAGAAAGUAGUUCAACAGAACCGUAUUACGAUUAAGGACGUCGGCGUUGCUGAGAAACUAAAUGAUAAAACUCCUCAGUGUCCGGGAUACUGCGACAAGACAUGUUUGCCUCCCUGUCCACAAAACUGUUGUCAUAAUAAAGUUAAUGAAACAAAGUCAUCUCAGGUCACUCCAACGUCAAAUUGCCCUCCUUCAUGUUCUUGGUUCUGCUCAAACAGCUGUCCAGGGUAUUGUUGCUCGAAGGAUAAGAAGCCAUUGGUGCUGGAACAUAAUGCAACAGAACCAGUUAAGGCAGCAAAUCGAGCCUCGGGGGCUCCACCUCAAGCUUCCCCUCCUAAACCACCUUCAGCUUGCACAGCUAGUUGUCCAGCCUAUUGCUACCCACACUGCUUAGAAAACUGCUGCCUAAGGGGUGAAAUGCCAGCCAUUAAACCAGCAGCAGUCCAUGUUCAAGCCAAACAGUCAUACGAUAACUUCUUCUCGAAGAAGCCUACGCCCUCGUCAAACCAGGCUUGUCCAUCAAUUUGUGAAAACAGCUGCGCACCUUCAUGUCCAGUGAGAUGUUGUGCUGGCAUUUUAUCGUCGCUGCCACCGUCAGCAAAGUCUCCCGCUAAAAUUAAGGCACCCCUUUGUCCAGGUGGUUGCCUUUCUGAAUGUUUUCCCGCUUGCACUAUAAGUUGCUGUACAACGGCCCCCAAGAAACUUAAUUCUGACAUGCGCGGCCCAACGGAAAAUCCCACAAGACGACACGAUCAGCCUCAUCCAAAAGCUCUAUCAUUCCCUUUGCCACCACCAAUUGCACUUUGUCAUCCAGGCUGCCCACGUUCGUGUUAUCCCAACUGCGAUGAAACCUGCUGUAAGGCCUCAUCUGCCCACGCAUCUAGCCUGGAAAGACCAGGUCAAGCGGGUGACUCUACGCAGUUUACGAUUAAAGUGCCUUGUCCUAUGGAAUGUAGGCCGUUUAACUGCCUCUACUACUGUCACCACGAUUGCUGCUUAAGAGGGAAGCAACCAAUGGACCAAAAACGAAAUCGUUAUCAAACGCUUAGGUUAGCGCAAAAAAUGAAAUACAUUAACGGCAUGAGAAAGAAAAAGACAUUGGACUCCAGAUUUAAAAAUAUGCAUGUUCCUUUAGAUAAAAGAUCUGGAGUUGGAAGUGGAACAAGAGGUUAA
This is a messenger RNA of Porites evermanni, 7739 nucleotides long. NCBI's taxonomy places the organism in Eukaryota, Metazoa, Cnidaria, Anthozoa, Scleractinia, Poritidae. The record is from the annotation of a GenBank genome assembly.